AUGGGUUGCUCAAAUGCUCGUUUAUUGGUGCAAACACCACUAUCUGAAACAAACACUACAGCAAAUGUGAAUACCAAUAAUAAUAAUAAUGUCAAUCCAUUAACAGUACCAGUAACAACACCGAUUGAAACAUCUCCUACCGGUGUUGUUACUGAUACAAAUCCGACAACAACACGAAUGCAUCUAACAGGUGUUGAUCUUGUUGUUGAAAGAAAUGGAUCGUAUACACUUUUGCUUACACCGAAAACUCAUAAACAGUUAAUGCCCUACGUAUUGCGGAAGAAACGAUUUCGAAUUCUCGUUGAUAAACCUCGCUCGGAAGGCCCAUUAACUGUUAAUCCACCGUUAUCAUCGUAUGAUUUAUCAAAUAACGAACGAAUUAUGGAAAGCGGUAAAGAAUUAAAAUUAAGUGAAAAAAAGAAUAAAAAACACAAUAAACAAAAAAUGGAAUCAACUAUUGAAUCUGUUCAACAAGUUGCAUCGGCUGAACUCGACAAAGCAAAAGCACGAUUUAUUGGUGGUCGUAGUAUUGAUCGUGGUAAUCCAGAAGAUGACGAUGAAAAUAUUCAAUCAGAUGAUGAAGGUAUGAUUGAAGAAAUAGUUACAACUGUUGAAGAAGAUAAAGAUCUUGAAUGUAAAGUUAAAAAGAAAAUUGAAACAAAAAAAACUGUUGAACAAGAUCCUGAAACACAUAAUAAAAUAACUAAAGUUGUAAAAACUGAAGUUACAGAAAUAACACGAACAAUUACAAUUAAUGAUCAACAUGAUCUUGAACGUGCUAAACGUGAAUUAGGUAUUGAUGAUGUUAAUAAACUUUUACCAUCAUCACAAGUUAUUUAUAAUUUACCAUCAACAUAUCAUUCAACAUCAUCAUGGAUAGAUCAUCCACGUUUAACACAAGUACAAGAAAAAUAUUAUGAACCAUCAAAUGAAAUUGUUACAUCAGGUGAUUUUCCAUCUGAUAGUCCAGUUAAACAACAUUCACCAAUCAAUGAAAUUAAUGAAAAAGAACUCAAACAUGAUCAACCAUUAGCUGAUGCAACAACUGUUGGGCGUGGUCCAGUUGCUGAAACAAUUUCAUCUUCACUAAUACAACAAAACUCAACACCUGUUGAAGACAAAACAAUUGAAAAGAAAAAGAAAAAGAAAAAAUCUAGUCUUAAUUUAUGUUCUUGUACACGUAGUACAACAAAUGAUGUUGAUGAAGAACAACGUAAACAAAAAGCUGCAAAUAUCGUUGAACAAAAAUCGAAACAAAAAAAGAAAGCAUCAGUUACAACAACAAAUGCACUUCUUUCAACAACGAAUCUUCAAUCAGAAACACCAACUGGUAAAACAUUAAAUGAUACACAAAUUCAAGGUCAACAAUUAAUAUCUGAUGAUAUCAAACAAUUAAUUACAGAUAAAAAACCUUUAUUAAUCGAUUAUAUACAUUCAAAAAUAUUUUUACCAUCAAAAUUAUUUACAACAAAUGAACAAGAUGUUAAAGGAAGACAAAUUUCAUCACGUAUUUUAGAUUUAUUACGUUAUGAUCGUUGUUCAUCAUGGACUAAUUUAUUUGAACUAUUAAAAGAUGAAUCUUCCGAUCAAUUAGCACCAAAUCAAUUUAUACAACCAAUGGUUAAAACUUAUCAAGAUCUAUUUACAAAUCGUCAAUCAAAUAUUUCAAAUACAUUUUCAACAAUACAUAAUGAAAAAGAUAUUAAAAAUCUUUCUGAAAAUAAUGAUUAUAUAACCAUUGUACAAACACAUAUAAAUGAAAGAGAUAAUCAACCGAAUAUUGGUGUUAUUACAAAACCAUUUGUUGAAAAUAUUGAAGAUACACUUGAACGUUUACAACAUCAUGUUCAAUCAGAUGAAAAAGGUUAA
Molecule: messenger RNA, 1869 nt
Organism: Adineta steineri
Lineage: Eukaryota; Metazoa; Rotifera; Eurotatoria; Adinetida; Adinetidae
Source: the annotation of a GenBank genome assembly